CAACGCUUAGCCGCUAAUCUACGCGAACGAAAACGUAUGCAAAGUAUUAAUCAUGCAUUCGAAGAUUUACGCCACUUGGUGCCUAAGUUACCAUAUGAAAAACGAUUAUCCAAAGUCAAUACUUUGAGAUUGGCGAUAUCUUACAUUGGUUUCAUGUCGGAAUUGUUG
This is a messenger RNA of Trichoplax adhaerens, 168 nucleotides long. RefSeq lists its product as uncharacterized. Gene Ontology annotation, biological process: developmental process; regulation of transcription by RNA polymerase II. The annotation marks the transcript as partial. The record is from RefSeq and is a predicted model, not a curated record. Gene Ontology annotation, molecular function: DNA-binding transcription factor activity, RNA polymerase II-specific; protein dimerization activity; RNA polymerase II transcription regulatory region sequence-specific DNA binding. The transcript has a single exon. Lineage: Eukaryota; Metazoa; Placozoa; Uniplacotomia; Trichoplacea; Trichoplacidae.